AUGUUUUAACUGAACACAACUUAAGGAGAACAGUAAUGAGAAAGCCUGGGAAAGGGGAACAACUAGGUAUAACAACAUUACCUGAAAGACAGCUAUUAAAAUAACUCACAAGUGUUCAAGUCAUCUGGGUUUAUUUUGACUCACAGUACCUUCAUGAACAGUUCACUGAAGUCAGUCACAGCAACAUUUGACAGGUUUUCACUAACUGGCACACAAAUAACACCCAGGCUUGGAAUGGAUGAGGCAGAAAAGUAUCAGCAGAGGCUGCAGGCCAUUGCAGAGAAGAGGCGAAUGCAAGAAGAGGAGGAGAAAGUCAGGAGGGAGAUGGAGGAAGAGCGGUUGAAACUUGCUCAAGACAAGAGGAAGUCUCGGAGAGAGCAGUGGCUGAUGGAAGCGACCCCCAGCAGUGCUGAGGAUCCUAAACUGCAGUCUGUGGUUUCCACUCCUCAGACAACAGAGCAGCGUGCGGAAGAAAUACAAAGCUCAGAGAGACAGAUGAAAACAGACGUGGAAAAAAGUGAGACCAUGAAUGAAGAAUCUUCACAGAUUGGGGAGAAUGAGCCUUCAGUCCAUUCCACAGACAACACAGAGAAGCCUGCGCAGGAAUACCUGGGAGAGGAGGAGAGAAAUGUGCUUGGGGUGUUGGAGGUGGAGGUGGAAGUGGAGGGAAACCUGCUUUCAAAAGCAGCACAGGAGGAUACCGAGGAAAAGAGAAAUGCAAAGACAGAAGAGCAAGAGGUUGCUCAAUUAGCAAUGGAUCUACCCCACCAUUUAUUACAGCAUAAUAAGACACCAGAUGAGGCCCUUAAUUCUUUAGCUGAUCGAAAAAUGGAGCUAAUUAUGGCAGAAGAUGAUGCUGAGGUAGAGGAGGAAGAAUGGGAGAUGGUGAAUUGUAGUCCAGAAGAAGGCCUGGACAUGGUGCUGACAUGUGACUUAACACAGGCUCAGACAGAUUCAAGCUUGGGUCAUAAAGGUGAUGGAGCUGUUCUGAAGGUGGAGCAGGUCUUCAUCAUGGACGAAGAAGAGGAUCUAGAGAUUGGUGCAUCUGAGGUGCUGAGCCUUGUUGUGGCUGAGAAGUCGUCUGAUCUUCAAGACACAUCCUGUGAAUUUCAGUCAGAAAGAAGCCAAGAGGAAAGACCUCCUGAGGGUGCAUUACAAACUCCUUGUUUUGGAAAAGGGGCACUUGUAGGUACAUCUGCCCCUUUGCAGGAGCUGAGUAAUGUGUCAGGUAUAAUUUCUGAGGAGUCUCCAGAAUGUAAACAGCCUCUGCUACACCUUCCAGUACAUACCUCACAGGCUGUAAAAGAAAUUCUUGGAGAUAAUACAGAAUACAAAGGGGACCAAGGUAUAUCUGCAAGCAGGAUUGUAAAAAUGGAAUGGAAGGAGACAUCAGGUCCUGAAGAUGAAGUGUUUCAAUAUAUCCCAUUAGAUAGAAAAAGAGAGAAAUCUCCACCCGUGUUGCAGAGGGAAAUGGUUGCACAAAGCAUUGAGCAAGAGUCAGAAAUACAAACACUGAUGCCUCCUAGUGCAACUCCAAAUAGAGCAGAAACAGUCACCUCGACAAAAAGAAAGACUUGCCACUGUUGCACUGUCAUGUAAGCAAGCAUUCAAACAGAAAGCUCAUGUUUUCUCUUUCGUUCUCUCUUUUAUUAGAUUUCCUGUCUUAGAUUCUCUAUUUCAUUGUUCACUCUGAAUUGUAGUAUAUGAGUACAGUUUUCUUCCAUCUGCAUUAAUAGAUAUAAAGUGUUGGGAGGCAAAUAUCACAAAUAUCUGAGUAACCCUUAUCAGUUAUCAUUGUUGCCCCCUGCUGGACAGAUUUUUUGUAAUGAAAGAUGAUUUAUAAAGGAGACAAAUAGGAUUAUCCUGCCUCGUGCCCAUUGUUCCUGGAAUAGGCUCUGGAUCCACCGUGAUCCUGACCAGGAUAAAGUGGUUACUGAAGAUGAAUGAAUGACAAAUAGGGUUGUGUUGCCUAAUUGAUUUUAUGUCAUAUCCUGUCAUUUCUAUUUUAAAUGAAGUUACUGAUAUUUGUAUGAACAUAUAUAAAUAUCAUAUAUACUUGAUUUAUCAUGUGUGGUAUAAAAAUAUAUUUGAUUUGUUAGGCUGAAGUGGAGUAUGACGAAGCACAUUUAUGCCUAAUCCUAAAACAAUGUGUGUUAGCAAACAAGUACUAGUAUUAUGCAACAAACAUUAUGCAAUGUGACAUGAGAUAUAAAGAUUAUGUGCAAAGUUGCCUUGAUUAUAUUAUUGCCUGAAUGUUAAACUCUGAAGAUAAUAAAUAAUUAUAGUGUUUAA
This is a messenger RNA of Pangasianodon hypophthalmus (striped catfish), 2292 nucleotides long. RefSeq lists its product as uncharacterized. Bases 154 to 1599 code for a protein of 481 amino acids. The transcript is spliced from 9 exons. Lineage: Eukaryota; Metazoa; Chordata; Actinopteri; Siluriformes; Pangasiidae. The record is from RefSeq and is a predicted model, not a curated record.